Messenger RNA from Cornus florida, 477 nucleotides. Its product is annotated as protein SRC2-like. The coding region runs from base 1 to 477 and encodes 158 amino acids. The record is from RefSeq and is a predicted model, not a curated record. Lineage: Eukaryota; Viridiplantae; Streptophyta; Magnoliopsida; Cornales; Cornaceae. The transcript has a single exon.
AUGGAUGUUUACGCGGCCGUUUUGUUCUCCGGUGACCCAAGAAUACUUGAGUGUAAGACUCCCAGCGCCAGGCGUGGCGCCAACAGCAGUCUCGAGUGGAACCACCGCAUGGAGUUCUAUUUGGCAGAGGCAGAUCUGGCCAACCCUCGUGAGGACCCUUGUGUCUGCUUCCAGCUCCGAUCCGAACGCAUUCUUGGUGAACGACGAGUCAUCGGCUACAUCGUCAUAAGCCUCCGGGAACUUCUCAAAACCGCUCCCGGAGUACACGCCGUCGAGUUCAACGUCUGUGAUCCAGACGGAAAGAUUACUGACGCUACCCUGAAAUUUUCUUACAAGUUUGAUGUUAAGUUCAUUGUACUGCCGGCGGCGGCGGCGGCAGAAAUUUUUUAUCUGCCGGGCAUGGGCUGUAAGCUGCCUCUAGGGGUGGCGCUGCCAUAUCAUCCAAUGCAAGAAUAUGCGUUGGGUUUAUUGGUAUGA